AUGGCCGCCGCCUCGCCGCCGCCCUCCCCGCCCCAUCCAAAGCGCCCCAAGAUGUCCUCCUCCUCCGACCCCGAGCCGGAGCCCACCUCGCUGUCUGCCGCCGGGGCCGAUCCCGGGCAGCCUCGCCGCCGCUACAAGCGCCGCAAGGUGGCCAUCAUCCUGGCCUACUGCGGCGCGGGGUAUCAGGGUAUGCAGAAGAAUCCGGGCGCGCGCACCAUCGAGGGCGAUCUCGAGGAGGCGCUCUACCAGGCGGGCGCCGUCCCGGAAGCCGACCGUGCCGCGCCCGCCCGAUACGAGUGGGCACGCGCAGCGCGCACCGAUAAGGGCGUGAGCGCCGCCGCGCAAGUUGUCUCCGGACGCUUCUACGUCGACCCGCCGGGAUUCAUCGACCGCCUGAAUGCGAAACUCGCGCCACAGAUCCGGGCCUUUGGCUACGUGCGCGUCACCAACUCCUUCAGCGCUAAGAAGUUCUGCGACCGCCGGAGGUAUGUGUACCUGCUCCCCGUCUUGGCGCUCGACCCCAGCGCACACCCAGACCGCGAGGCUGUCAAGGCAAGCGCGGGGAGUGAGAACCAACUUGCGAAGUGCGUGGAGUGCUCCGAGAGGGGGAGGAAGGUGCCAGAUAUUAUGGGCCGGGAGGGGAAGUUGCCCGACUCCGAGGAGGAGAAGGUUCUUGAUACGCCUGGAGAGGAAACUGUGGCCUCUCAUGGAGAAUUAGGGGAUGCAAAAUCUGUUCCAGCAAGCCCUGUUACUGAGACUUGUGAUGGCGAGACUAGGCUGGGGGGUGAUGUAAUGAUUGAUAUACCGAGCUCUGGUAAUGGAACAGAAGCUCAAAAUGCUGAACUGGGAUCAAAUGGGGCAGGAAAAUUUGAUAUUGAACCUGCACUUGGUACUUGCGAUUCUGAAGCUGUACCAACCAGCGCCAGUGAGACCAUCUGUUCUGAUUCAACCUUAGGUUCAGUUGAUGUCGUUGCUUCAGUUGUAGCUGAGAAGGAGAAUAAUUUUGAGCCUGCAGAUAGUGAAAAGGAGAGAAUGCAAGCUAUAAAUAUUCAGAAGGAGAAUGGAGAAGAAAGUCCCCUUCUGAAAAACACAUUUGCUUACACUGAUGAAGUUAAAGAGAAGUUCAAUAGGAUCCUCAAGCAUUAUGUUGGAACCCGCAAUUUCCACAACUUCACCACAAGAACUAAGGCUGAGGAUCCUGCAGCCAAGAGGUACAUCAUUUCCUUCACUGCCAAUAGCGUUGUUAGUCUGGAUGGGAUUGAUUUUGUCAGAUGUGAGGUUGUCGGGCAGAGUUUCAUGCUUCAUCAGAUCCGGAAGAUGGUUGGCCUUGCUGUAGCAGUGAUGAGGAACUGUGCACCUGAGUCAAUCUAUGACGUUGCCUUCCGCAAGGAUAUCAGACUUAAUGUGCCUACUGCACCCGAGGUUGGACUGCACCUUGAUGAAUGCAUGUUUACCUCAUAUAACUCAAAAUGGAUGGAUACACAUGAGGCAGUUUCAAUUGAACCCUAUGCUGAGGAGGCUGAAGAGUUCAAGAUCAAGUACAUCUUCCCUCAUAUUGCUGCAAUGGAACACAAGGAGGGAGCUGUAGCACUCUGGUUGCAUGCGUUGAACAGCAGAAACUAUCCAGAUUUCCGCUACAUGGAGACUGCUGGAUCUGAGGCAAAGGUUGGGGCUGAAGUUGAGAAUAUGGAAGAAGUGCAAAUGCCAAGUAAUAAUAUAAGCGAGUAA
Triticum turgidum subsp. durum (durum wheat) is the source of this 1728-nucleotide messenger RNA. NCBI's taxonomy places the organism in Eukaryota, Viridiplantae, Streptophyta, Magnoliopsida, Poales, Poaceae. The record is from the annotation of a GenBank genome assembly.